Acanthosepion pharaonis is the source of this 759-nucleotide messenger RNA. The record is from the annotation of a GenBank genome assembly. NCBI's taxonomy places the organism in Eukaryota, Metazoa, Mollusca, Cephalopoda, Sepiida, Sepiidae.
AUGUCCAAGCGAUCAAAUUUUGAUUGGCAAUGUCAGGGUAUGGGUCGGGUAGGAACGGACAAAAACUUGGGGAAUGGAAAUACAGGAAUAUUUUUUAUAAACCAUUUCCUAAUUCUAUCUAUCUAUCUAUCUAUCUAUCUAUCUAUCUAUCUAUCUAUCUAUCUAUCUAUCUAUCUCUCUCUCUCUCUCUCUCUCUCUCUCUAUAUAUAUAUAUAUAUAUAUAUAUAUAUAUAUAGUCUGUUCCUUCCUUCCUUCCUUCCUUCCUUCCUUCCUUCUUCCUAUCUAUCUAUCUAUCUAUCUAUCUAUCUAUCUAUCUAUCUAUCUAUCUAUCUAUCUAUCGUUAUUUCUCUCUCUCUCUCUCUCUCUAUGUAUAUAUAUAUAUAUAUAUGCCAGUCUGUUCCUUCCUUCCUUCCUUCCUUCCUUCUAUCCUUCCUAUCUAUCUAUCUAUCUAUCUAUCUAUCUAUCUAUCUAUCUAUCUAUCCUUAUUUCUCUCUCUCUCUAUCUCUCUCUCAAAACUUAAAUCCGAAAUUUUACACAUCCAUCUAUCUAUCUAUCUAUCUAUCUAUCUAUCUAUCUAUCUAUCUAUCUAUCUAUCCCAGUCUGUUCUUAUCUAUCUAUCUAUCUAUCUAUCUAUCUAUCUGUCAGUCUGUUCUUAUCUAUCUAUCUAUCUAUCUAUCUAUCUAUCUAUCUAUCUAUCUAUCUAUCUAUCUAUCUAUCUAUCUUCAGAUAAUACAAUAUACAAACAACAAAAUGAUUUAA